Messenger RNA from Trichophyton rubrum CBS 118892, 1192 nucleotides. RefSeq lists its product as uncharacterized. Gene Ontology annotation, molecular function: protein binding. The record is from RefSeq and is a predicted model, not a curated record. The coding region runs from base 488 to 1192 and encodes 234 amino acids. The transcript has 2 exons. NCBI's taxonomy places the organism in Eukaryota, Fungi, Ascomycota, Eurotiomycetes, Onygenales, Arthrodermataceae.
GUGGUUGGUCGCUGGGCGGCAGCGCAGUUCUAGAAGAGGCUUAGUCAGAAGAUUAGUCAGUGGCUUCUGAGGUAAGGCCUCGACAAAAGGGGGCUAACGCCGAAAAGUAAGGUUUCGAUGGUACUCACGUGAUAUAAAAGAUUAGGUAAAUUGAAGUUAACUGGAGAAGCGCUUCCUCUGUUUGACAACGUCGCCCUCGUAGGCAGAUUAAUCUACAUAGCUCUAUUUCCAUCGCCUUCCUGAGCUGUCCAUAUACUUAUCUUCUCAUAAUCAUUUCCGUGUGUAGUAUGAUAGUGUUUGGGUCACAAUCAUCCGAGCUGAAAAACACGGCAUAGAAGUUGUCCUCAACUUUUCCCGUGCUCUUGACUAUAACUGGCACCUUUGCUCUGUUUAGCUGUUCCGUUCUCCAGCACUCUGAGACUUUUCAUGCGGAAUGACCUCUCCCCAACAAGAAAUUACCUAUCCGUGAUCGAAACUUUUACGAGCUAUGAAAGAAUUCUCAACAAUUAACUAUUUUACUGAAUAUCACACUCCACCUCAACCUAUUGUUGAGGCUGCUGUCGAUGCUGCUCGCGGAGGCCGGGUGGAGGACCUUGCCAGUCUGGUCAAAGACUAUCCCAACCUUAAAUACUCCAUAUUCGUGAACCGGGUAGCCAUAUCAGGAAAGGGAGGCAUUUCUACAUACCAAGUCCUGGUAGACAGUGGCUGCAAUAUCAACAUUUCGUAUGGCUACGGUGGUUCUCCUCUGAUAAAUGCCAUCUACCAUAAAAAAUUCCCAUUGGCUCGACACCUGCUGAGCUUAAGAGUAAACCCGAAUAUCAAUAACUUAGGGAUCUAUUUGGCUCCAUUGGGGGUUGCCGUCUCCUUUAGGCCUGAGUUUGUGGUUGACCUCCUUGAUGCCGGACUACUAUUGGACCGAGGAGCCGACGUCAAUGAAGUGACUAAGUAUCCAUUUUACGCUAUGGUUGGUUUCUAUGGAGGAUCCCCUCCUAUGUAUUGGGCUGUCCAAGGUGGCCAUAUGGAAGUAGUGACCCUGCUACUACAGUACCUGGUUUGUUUAGAUAUGGUGGAUGAGAAUGGAUUGACACCCGCUGAGCGGGCUAAUAAACGCGGGUUUGAAGCUGCUAAAGAUGCUUUAAGGAGACAUGAAAGCAUCAAGCAUGCAGUAACGCCUCCUAAAUCAGGCAAAUAA